GUUUUCUCCGGAGCACCAGAGGCUGAGGGCCGACCUGAUAGAAGUUUAUAAAAUUAUGAGAGGCAUCGAUGGGCAAUUGGCCGGUCCCCAUCUCCACAGAAAACAGUCUUGCUGUAAUGUUGGCUAGCAGGCGUGGCUCCUUUAUCCGAACUAAUAUCAAACACAAGCUUCAGCUUCCUAAGGUUCACAAGGAGGAGAGACCUUGGCUGCAUUCUCCUGGCCCCUGCCCCGUCGCCUUACGGUCUGCAAUGAUGGGUGAAGGAAUGAAGCCCUGCAAGUGCAGUGUAGUCAAGGUUCCCUGCAUCACCGACCUGGAAUUUGACACCUUUAUCAAUAGAGCAACUCCAGGAAUCCAGCAGAUCAUCCUCGUCUGUGUGGUGUCGUCGCACCUGAAGCCCAUGCCCUACGAGAAUAUGAUCCAAGAGUUGUACGAGGAGAGGAACCGGAACCGGAGCCAGCCGUGUGUGCAGAGCCGGCUCGAUUCAUUCCGAAUGUUGAAGUAUGAUAUCAGCACAGCAAAUGACUACACAGGUCAAAGUUCUGCAUUGCUGGUGGAGCGACACAACGUGACUCCUGGCAUGUUCCUGAUGUAUAUCAGAGGGAAGUUGCUAUUUGCUGACCACAUUUUUAAUGGGUACAGUAACACCCUUAAGGAUCUGAAGAAACAAUUGGCGAAAACCUAUGAAGACUAUUUAGUGGGCCGACACCUGCUUCAUGACUUCAGGUUCAGUCUGUGUGAUUCCGAUCUGCCGAGUGUGGAGAUGGACAACAGAUUGUGGAUAAGCCGGCCCGACCAUCGUGUGAGACCCAAAUCUGAAGCCUCCAUUCUGCCGGGCACAUGUACCUUUCAGACUUCUGACAGGGCUGCAACAAUCCAGGACUUUAUCGCAUUUAGCUUGUCUCAACGAAGUGGCUGUUGCAGGAGCAGCAUGCACUGAAUGGCACCUGGACAUUGGGCUGUGCAAUGGAAGGCUGCUCCUCUAACCCCAGCAGUAAUUUGGGUCACUGCUUGCACCUAACAUUCGUCACAGAUUUUUUAAAGUACCCUCUUGAUAAAAAUCACUGUGCUACUUUGUUAGUUCUGACCAAAUAUAGUGGCAAGGAAGGGUCUCACUGCUCAGAAUUGCAAGCAUGCUUAAUGUGGUUAUCAAAUAGCUUCCAGCUUGCUUCUCCCACACUCAAAGCUCAAGAGGUGACGAGUUCAGCUGAAGCUGGAUUUCUCCAAGGAAUAUACCAAAGAUACAUACAGUAUGCCUAAGGGUUGACUCUAAAGAUUCAUUCACCAGGGAUCGGUUACUAGAGAUAUUUUUACACAAAGCUAGUC
This is a messenger RNA of Pristis pectinata (smalltooth sawfish), 1324 nucleotides long. RefSeq lists its product as uncharacterized. The record is from RefSeq and is a predicted model, not a curated record. The transcript has 7 exons. NCBI's taxonomy places the organism in Eukaryota, Metazoa, Chordata, Chondrichthyes, Rhinopristiformes, Pristidae. Bases 69 to 938 code for a protein of 289 amino acids.